Molecule: messenger RNA, 1551 nt
Organism: Sphenostylis stenocarpa
Lineage: Eukaryota; Viridiplantae; Streptophyta; Magnoliopsida; Fabales; Fabaceae
Source: the annotation of a GenBank genome assembly
AUGGCCACGAUUCUUGAGAGUGAAAAAGACCCUCUACAACCACCUUCACGUGGAUUUCUGGAGACAGUAGAAGAAAUCACCAGAGUCUACAGGUCACUGCCACCUCGACCUUCCAUUGAAGAGGUGGAAGCUGCCACGUCCACUGUGGAUACCCUCAACAACGAGGAACAAACCAAACUCCACGAAAUCUCAAUGCAACAAUCUCCUCCCGACGUCCCUGAGGACCUCUUCUCUGUCCUGCAGCAACUCAAGAAGACCAUGGUCUUGUUCCACACCAACCAACAGAGGAGAGAGGCUCUUCAACUUCUCGAGCUCGAAAAGAUGUUCCAAACCUUUGGUGAUCUCAUUCAGAGGGCUUCCGAAUUGGUCUCUGGAGAUACCCAGAAGCAAAACCUUCCCACUUUCACCGAAGAAAACGUUAUGACCACUGACCAAAGUCAAAUUUUGGUGAAGGAAGAGGAAGAAUCACAGAAGAAUGAUUUCCAAGUGAUAAAGCCUUCUUUGUCUGCAGGCGAAGGAAGCACUGAGAAAUUAAGUUUAAUGAAAGUUGCUACUGUUAUUGAAAGUUGUGCUGGUAGUGGAGCUACAACCCUUGAACUUAGAGGGAAGUUGGUGGAUCAGAUGGAAUGGUUGCCGGUGUCAAUUGGGAAAUUAUCUGAUGUCACUGACAUGGACCUAUCCGAAAACAGAAUCAUGGCUCUUCCAACAACUAUUAUUGGUCUCAAGGCCUUAACAAAGCUUGAUCUUCACUCAAACCAACUCAUAAACCUUCCCCAUUCAUUUGGUGAACUGAUAAACCUUGUUGAUCUUGACCUCCAUGCUAACAGAUUGAAAUCACUUCCUGCUACUUUCGGAAACUUGACAAACCUCAUUGAUCUAGACUUGAGCUCAAAUGGGUUCACAAGUUUACCAGAGACAAUCGGGAAUUUGAGCAGCCUGAAGAGAUUGAAUGCUGAGACCAACGAGCUUGAGGAACUGCCUUACACAAUUGGAAAUUGUUCAUCACUAUCUGAGCUCAGGUUAGAUUUCAAUCAGCUCAAGGCCAUACCUGAGGCAAUUGGGAAGCUUGAAUGGUUGGAGAUCCUCACUGUGCACUAUAAUAGAGUCAAGAGGUUGCCUUCCACAAUGGGUAAUCUAUGCAAUUUAAAGGAACUCGAUGUUAGCUUUAAUGAACUCGAAUUUGUACCAGAGAGCCUGUGUUUUGCAACUAAUUUAAAGAAAUUAAACUUGGGAAAGAACUUUGCGGACCUAAGAGCCUUGCCAAGAUCAAUUGGAAAUCUUCAAAUGCUUGAGGAGUUGGAUAUAAGCGAUGAUCAAAUAAAAGCUUUACCAGAGUCUUUCAGGUUCUUAUCCAAGUUGAGAGUUUUUAGAGCUGAUGAGACCCCCCUUGAGGUGCCACCGAGAGAAUUGGUCAAAUUGGGCGCUCAGGAAGUUGUGCACUAUAUGGCUGAUUUUGACACCAAGAAGGAUGCAAAACUUGUGCCAUCAAAGAAGAAAAGGAAGGGGUUUGGAUUCCGGGUUUUCUCCCUAUUUUGUUCUAAGCUUGAAUGA